This is a messenger RNA of Orbicella faveolata, 1166 nucleotides long. RefSeq lists its product as uncharacterized. The record is from RefSeq and is a predicted model, not a curated record. NCBI's taxonomy places the organism in Eukaryota, Metazoa, Cnidaria, Anthozoa, Scleractinia, Merulinidae.
GGCGGCAUGGGCACUCCCAUAUAAGAAGGACGAAGGUGCUCAUCAUACCAUUUGUAUGGGGGUUAAAAAGCAGUUUUUGUACCUCUAAGGGGGUUGAGACUCAAAAAAUCCACAGCGGGAGCUUUUUGCGGUACCGUUUAGGGUAUUGAGCAGAAAUAAAUAUGACAGGAGAUAGUGCAUUGCUUUAGGUGAAUUGCUACCUGCUACGGGUGAAAAAAACUUCAAGCCACGCCCACAAAACAGGAUCUUGAUACCCCUUAGUUUUCAAAAUUUCCGACGAGCACCCUUGUCCUUUUUCAUAGUGCAUGCUGCUUCUUUCCACACCGUAAAUGACAAAGACAAGCUGUCGAGAACCCAUCGAUCUCAGAAAAAAACACGUUUUUUUUUUCAGCUACUUGGAAAACGAACACAUGCGCCACUGUGUUCCCAGCAAUAUUUCCAGCGGUCUUUUCAACCGUCCAUUGAAGUAUAUCUACACUGACGGCAAACCCAACAUGUCACAGCCGACUGUACAGAACCUGAGUACAGGGGAGAUCCUCAGGGGACCCCAGACGUAUGCCAGUAUUUUGUCCUAUUUCACCACUACUGACAUGACCCCUGAAGAGGUUUACAAAAAAGGAUGGGAAAUGGUGAACGAGACAUACCCUCAGAUACUUUCACUGGCGAAAAGGAUAACAGGAAAACAAGAAACCAAAGCCGCAGUGAAGGAAUUCAAAACCAACAUUACAUCUCAGGACAUGUACUUCAACAAAGAUCCGUUACCAGCUAACGAGACAGGCGAACAGGCAUUCAAACUAUGCAAUUCAGUAGCAGGCGCCAUGAGGUUUUGUCCGAAAAGAUGGGAAACCUUACAGAAGUGGUUCAAGGCCUCUAGGGAGGCCAUGAGUUUCCUCGAACCAAAGACAGUAAACAUGUUUUACUUCACGGGUAAGCAGCAAACCACACCCAGCUGUCCAGUGCAACUCUCGCCUGAUUUCAAUCCAUCCUCUGCUUCUCAAAGUUAUGUCAGUGGUAAUGCAGCUUGCUCUCAAAACUGCAGAUAUUACAUUCCAUUUUUUCUCGAAAACAUGGGUCCAAUCUUCAGUGAAUGGAGUGUCAACGCUCACGAGGCGAGGCCUGGGCACCAUACACAGGCAAGUUUAUGAGUUCUGAACAGGUUUAGGGAG